This is a messenger RNA of Schistosoma turkestanicum, 288 nucleotides long. The record is from the annotation of a GenBank genome assembly. Lineage: Eukaryota; Metazoa; Platyhelminthes; Trematoda; Strigeidida; Schistosomatidae.
AAUAAUAAUGAAUUAACAAAACAAUUAUUUUAUGAUAUUGAAACGGAUGGUCGAAUUCAUUUAGUUUCAUCGGAAUUACAAUCACCAAAACCAUUAUAUUUCAUUCGUUUUGCUGUAUGUUAUCAUUCACCGAAUCGACAACAUAUUGAUUAUGCAUAUAAUGUCAUUAGUGAAUUAUGUGAAAAAUUAUUAAUUCAAACAAACAAUUCAACUAUCAAUAAUCAAUGGAAUCAUUCAAAUAUCAAUCCUAUGCUACUUGAUCAAGAUCAAGUAAACAUUGAUCAAUGA